Durusdinium trenchii is the source of this 2697-nucleotide messenger RNA. The record is from the annotation of a GenBank genome assembly. Lineage: Eukaryota; Dinophyceae; Suessiales; Symbiodiniaceae.
GGACGAUAGUAUACGCGCCAACGCGGAGGACUGCGGGUCGCGGCGACAUGGCGGAGGCAGGUGAGGGAGCCGCCAAAGGCGUGGAGGCACGCACCUUAUGGGCGCUCAACAGGCUGAUUGUGCUGUUGGGCAUCAGGCCAGAGAAGGCGGACAAGUUCGUAAGUGGUUUCACCAGUGAGGAGGCCUCCGCCAGGGCGAUUGCUCGCUUUAUGGACGACCCGGAAUGCCCUGCAUGCUACUUUGCGCCCACCAGCGAGUCGGUGUCAUGCACCACAGACCUUCCUUCGGCUCAGCAAAUGAGAAAGAAGGUUGUAGCCAUGCACAGGGCCAGUCCAGAAGUCCAAAUUUCAAAGGAAAAUUUGGCAGAAUCCGUCAUUCUCAUGGAGAUGACCAAGAAUGUCAUGGACCUGCUGAACAUGUACUGUCAGUCAGUGUACCUCUCCACACUCACCAACCCUGCCAAUCAGGCUGGUUGGUCAGACCUGAUAGCCAAGGACCUCAUGGACAAGUACCACGUCUUCCUGGCAAGCUUGCAUGUGACUGUUGGCUUGAUGAAGGGACACACAUGGUUGCCCCACCCUCCACGAGAUGCCUUGCCAACAAGUGGAGGAAUGGCGGCUGCCGGUGGGGGUGCAGGCUCAUCAGGAGGAAAAGACAAGGUCCACGUACUCGAGGGAGCGGUGAUUACAUGGACCAAGCAGAUCCGCCAUGUAUUGAAACAGGAUCCUGAAGUGCUUCUCAAGGAUGGCAAGAAUCCUGAACCAAGCGCCGAGCUAAAAUUCUGGCGAAGUAAGGCUGCAAACUUGAAUUCAAUCCACUCACAGCUAGGUAUGGAUGCGCUCAAAAAGGUGCUGAAGUUCCUCGAAACCAACAAGAGUACCUACACUGCGCCCUUCUCAAAGCUUCAGAAGGAAGUGGAAGAAGCUCGAGAGGAGGCCAACGACAAUGUAAAGUUCCUUGCAAGCCUCACCAAGUCCAUCGAUAAACUCACCAGCGACAGUGCUGACUUUGAGCAGCUUGAGCACUUGUUCGAGCCAAUCCUUCACAACAUCCUGCUCAUUUGGCGCUACUCCAAAUUCUAUACAACGCCAACUCGCCUGGCCGUUCUGAUCCGGGAGAUUUGCAAUUCCAUCAUAGCGCAAGCUGUCCGGUACAUCAACGGGGGUGACAUUUUCACCAUGAUCUCGUCGGAGGAGACGGUGGAGUGCUACGCCAAGCUGGAGAACACCUACCGGAUUUGCACAGCUUUCAAGGACUGCUAUUUGCUCUUCCGUGACAUCGCAGCCAACCAAGAUGGGACAGGUUGGAAGAUGAAGAAUGAUGCUUUGUUUGUCCGGCUUGACUCGUUCCGGGACCGAUGCCGGGAUGCUUUGGACUUUACCCGCACGGUGAUCCAAUUCUCCAAGCUGGAGCGCGUGGAGAUCGGCGGAACCAAGGGCAAGGUUCUCUCAGACUGCGUGCUGGCCAUCCGGGAGGAGUUCAUGAAAUGCGUAGAGACUUUCAAGAGUGUCUCCUAUGACAUCAUGGAUGUGGGUGAGAUCCAGUUCGAACAUGAUUACUUCCAAUUCCGGAUGACUGUGAAGGACUUGGACAGACGAUUGGGAAGCCUUCUGGCAUCGGCCUUCGACGACUUGGACACCAUCAGCAUGCGCAUCAAACUCUUUGAUAUCUUUGAGGGCUUGCUGGAGCGUCCCAUCAUCCAAGCAGAGCUUGAGAAGAAGCACAAGAUGUUGCUGCACCAAGUGGAGCAAGACCUGACGGCAGUUGAGACGGGCUUUGUUGAAGCAAAGGACAAGGUUGAUCAGUGCUUCGACGAUGCGCCCAUCUUUUCCAACCUGCCGCCGGCUGCGGGUGCCAUCUUUUGGGCGCGCUGCUCCCGGCAUCGAAUCAACGAUCCAAUGAACAAGUUAGCCUUUUACAACCUUGCCUUAAGGGAAACACCGGAAGAGUUCCGAGAAGUUAAAAAGCAGCACCAGACUCUUGACAAGAUGCUCCAGGAUUAUGAGCUUCAACGCUACCAGACUUGGGAGCAGACCUCAGUGGAAGCAGCCAAAGAGAAGCUGAAGAUGAGGCUCCUGCGAAGGCAAGAGAAAUCUGGCCUGCUGAAAGUCAACUUCGACCCUGCCCUUGUUAGACUACUUCGUGAGGUACGCUUCUUCUUGAUCUUCGACAUCGAAGUGCCUCCUGCAGCUUUGGAGAUGUUCAGUCGAGUUGCCACGUACCGGCAAUGGGUUGCCCAGUUGGAUCACAUCGUGGGCAUGUACAAUGCAGUUCUGACAGAGCUUCUGCCAGUGGAGGAGCCCUUGCUAGAGGACCGCAUUGCAAAGAUGGAUCAGGUGUUGUCACCUGGCCUGACUGAACUCAAGUGGAAGAGUGAAGACAAAAUCCCAGAGUUCAUUGAGAACACAAUGCGCGUGGUCAGUGACGUGUCUGGCGUAGUGGAGAUCAUGAAGGGCAACUUGCGCUCCAUCUCCGGUAUCCUCUCCCAGUGGUGCAAGGAGCCGAUCAUUUCACGUGCCAAAGGCUCCAAGCCAAUGGCGCUGGAUGAGUUUGACCUGAAGCACAAAGAGCGUGUCGGCAUGCGCAUGAUGACCCAGUCUGAGGGCGGCAAAGAGAUCCACAAGUUCGUGAAGGACUCCUCUGAGGCUUUGAAAGUGUCGAAGGUGGCCGCCAAUUGGAAAGCUUAUGUGGACUUUG